GCCCCGCCAUACCACACGGCCCCCAGCGCCGCGAGACGAAGCUGCCCAGUGCUGCACGUCCUGAUAUGCGCCCUCCCUCCUGCGCCCAACACCCGUGAGCCUCACACUCCUUGCGCACGCCGCUCUCGUCCGCCGCCCACCGCCCACCGUCCACUCCUCGCUGCCAUGUCGAGCCUCUCAACCCGCUCGCGGGGGACUGGCCACAAGAGGCUCAACAGCCUCCAGCAGAGCGACCGCCUGCAGCGCCAGGGCUCCUACACCCGCAAGCGUCAGAUCACCUCACAGGACUCCUAUCUAUACGCCCUGCGCGUGGCCUUCCUCACCUACCUCCUCCAGCCCCGCCAGAAGCGUCUUCAGCACGUCGCCGCCGCCCCCCGCCCAAUCAAUCGCUCCACGACCUCCAUGGCCGACCUGAUGAAGGACUUCUCCGUCAUCAGAGACUCCAAGAGCACCCGCUUCCCCCAUGGCUUCAUGGCCGAGCUGGACAAUCGGAUAACGGGCGUGCUGAUGGGCAAGGAGAAGAUGCCUGAGUUCAGCGAGGCCCUGGUCAAACGCACAUUCGCCGUAUUCCUGAACGUCUUCAAGGCCCCGCAAUUUCGAAAAUCCAUGGAGAAGGACCGCAGAGUGGAGGACUUGCUGCUGAUUUUCUUCUCCAAUGCCACCAAAGAGCUGCAGAAGGGGAAAUCGCCGACGGACGAUAGCUGGAAGCUGAUGGUGGACCGGCAUGUGGCGUUGUUCAUUCGACUGAUCAGCUCGACGCUGAAGGACCAUGAUUGGACAAGGGAUAGGCCUGAGCUGACGAGCCGGCUGGCAACAAUGGAGAAGAAGCUGCUGAUGCAUGACCAAGAUCUGUCUGCAGAGUCACAGCGCAAUGGCGGUGCUGGCGGCACCAGUAUCGAAGUCGAAGUGCCUCGUAGCUAUGAGGUCAAGGAUAUGCCAUUGGUGUUGGUUAUUUCGCGCGUGUUCGGCGUUUCCUAUCAGCAGGUUCAAGAUGAUAUAAACAGCCAUAAGGAUGUGUGGACAGAGCGGGCUGCGUUGCAGGACCUCAAAACUUACCAGACCUACCUCAGUCUCAAUACAAAGAAGACGCUGAACAGCGACGAUUUCGACCUGGAGGACGCAUAUGAGAUGUGGAAAAAGUCCGAGAUUCCAGACUUGUCUCAGAUGGUUCUGGCAAUCGUUCAGUCGAAUCCGGAACUUGCCAAGAGCACGCCAGGCGGAAGCCUACCACAAUUCAAGCCUGGUGGUGCGACAGAGUAUCAAGACAUGUCGAGGAAGAUGUCUGACCCAGAAAACAAUGGCUCGUCGUACGUCAUUGACCAGCCAGUGGACAUGAGUGCGCUGAAUCUACAUGACGAACCGUUGCGAGGAGCGACGGACGAGGAUCCAUACGUUUUUAUCCCACCAGAUCCUCGGGCAUACUACCGCGCAGUGCUGAAGGAAGCCCUUACGUACGAUCUUCAAGAUGCGGGCCUUCAGCCGUCUGAAGCGACUAGUGAAGCACCCUCUAUCAAACUGCUCUCCAAGCAGUCCGCCGAACUUCUGAAUGAGGUUGCUCUACGAUGGCGUGUUCCACAGUUCUCUCGUCUAGUCCUCUUUCUCGACGUAAUUCGAGAAAAGUACGAGGCCCAGGAGAUCGAUCUUGACACACUAGACGCUGCCUUCAACUACGUCAAGGAAGCACCAGUAGACAAAAAGCACAACCGAAUGAGCCACGUGUCACCAGCAUUGUUUGAUCGAACGAAAUGGACCGUCGCUGACUAUGCCUUGAAUGGGACAAUUUUGAGCUCUCUCCACGCAUGCUUGCUACGAGAGCUCUUUGAGGUGUUACUUCAAUGCUACGAGUCCAAGGCGCCUCCACUUGGGCCUAUCAUGUAUGUCUUGGAGCAUCAUAUCUAUGAAGAUUCUCUUUUCUCUGCCACACCGGAGGAGCUUGAUCAAUUCACAGAGUCACUAAAGGAAGGGCUCAAGUUACGAGCUGGCGAGGUGUAUCGCGAACUUCUUUCGAAGAACAUCCCAGACACAAAAGAAGAAUGGGAGUUCUUCCACGUCAUUCAGCUUGGCAAAGCCGUUGUCAAGCUUUCAGAGAGAAUUCAGAAACGAUAUCGGAAGAAUCCAGAGAUCAUGGGCGUCAAUCCUCUCAUGAUACUUGUUGAGGAGAUAUUGCCAUCAUAUGCUGCAGAUGCCAGAGAUUUGGUGGCACGCAUCAUGGACGUCGCUCAGGAGAAGCAAGAAGAUGUACCGAUUCAAGAUGGGUUCGAUUUGUACAAGGAGCUUGUUGAGAUCCGACGUAUCCAUGCGGAUGCGCUUCCAGGCCGGCAAUUUGCUUUCCAUAUUGAAGGACUAUUGCAAGAUUUCGUUUGGCGAUGGAUCGAGAUGACUGAUGCUAGUCUUGUUGGAUGGGUGGAGAAUGCUGUCAAGCAAGACCAAUUUACCACUAUUAGCGAAAAUCCAGUCGCAAUGGAUGAUGAACGGCACAGCGUUUCGGUGGUUGACAUUUUCCGGUCUUUCAACCAAAGUAUUGAGCAAAUCGUCGGUCUCAACUGGGACGACGAUCUGCAGUAUGCCAAGUUCAUGACCGCCAUGUCAAAGACUAUUGGUAUUGGGCUGGCAAGAUACUGCGAGCUGAUUGAGCAGCAAUUUAGCAAGGAGAUGGACCGCUUGACACCAGAGCAAGAGGCUGCAGCCGAACAGAGUCGACAGGAUAAAUGGCUGCAGAUGGUCAAAGACGGCUGGAACAACAAGGAGAAGAUGGAACCGUUCCAGUUCUUGCAAGAGUCUCUUGUGAAACUUAACAACAUCGAAUAUGCGACACUACGACUCGAUAAGCUCGAACGCGAAGUGAACGUAGAUGCAUGUGCCGAAGUCAUCCAAAAGCAUGCUCCUCCACUAGCUCAGCGCGCUCGUCGGUCUGAUAACUACGUCUUCACCAUCAAGAUUAUUGAGGCAGAGGACCUGAAGGCCUGCGAUAUCAAUGGCCUCAGCGAUCCGUAUGUUGUUCUCGGAGACGAGUACCAGAAACGAUUGGCGAAGACUCGCACUAUCUACGGCAAUCUCAAUCCUCGAUGGGAUGAGACUAUCGAUAUUACCACUCAAGGACCAUUGAACAUCAUUGCUACUAUUUGGGAUUGGGACACGCUAGGUGACCAUGACUGUGUGGGCCGCACCUCCUUGAAACUCGACCCAUCGCAUUUCAGGGACUUCAUGCCUCGAGAGUAUUGGUUAGACUUAGAUACUCAGGGCAGAUUGCUCCUGCGAGUGAGUAUGGAAGGAGAGCGGGAUGAUAUUCAAUUCUACUUCGGAAAGGCUUUCAGGACGCUCAAGAGGACGGAACGAGACAUGACGAGGAAAAUCACUGACAAGCUGUCUGCUUAUAUUCACCACUGUCUCUCACGACAAGCGUUACGUAAUAUGCUAUCUCGUGGCAUCACCAUGUCCUCUAUAUCAAGCUACUUCCAGAAAGCCCGUCCGCAGUCAGUCCAAACAGGCCCUACGCAACGAGAUGUUACCAACGCGUUGGAGCCACUAUUUAACUAUUUCAACGACAAUUUUGCUAUAAUGAAAGAGACAUUAACAGACUCUGCUAUGGUCAUGGUCAUGACCCGGUUGUGGAAAGAAGUUUUGGCCACCAUCGAGUCUCUUCUGGUUCCACCUCUCUCAGACAAGCCAUCUCAACAGCGCCCUCUCACUCAGCAGGAACUAGAUGUCGUCUUCAAAUGGCUACAGCUUCUCUUCGACUUCUUCCACGCCGUUGACGAAGACGGAGUAUCAUGUGGUGUACCAAUGGACAUCCUCAAAUCGCCAAAAUACCAUGAGCUCCAGAACCUCAACUUCUUCUAUUUCGAGACGACCGAGAACCUAGUCCGCACAUCAGAGAGCAUGGCAGCAGCGACAGCACAACGCCAACAAGCAGAACAGGCCAAGAUGAACCGCCUCUCGGCUCCUGCAGCCAUGGGCCACCAGUUCGGCGGUGCUGCUGGUUUGCUAGGCCUCCCAACCCGCAAGCACAAGACCAUCAUGCUGUCGCGUAAUCUGGGCACAAUGAGGAAAGCCAAGGAAGAGAAGAGAAAGGAAGCACAAGCUGACCCGAACGACGAUAUCAUUCUCCGUAUUCUAAGGAUGAGGCCAGAAGCGGAACGAUACCUGAAAGAGCGCAGUCGGCAGAAGGAGAGGCUCGCUGCGGCUGCCGCGGCCGAGAUGAUCGUACGACAGAGCCUGAACGCCGGGGGCGGGAGGAUGACGGGCACGUUGCCACGGAUGCGAUAAGAGUCGGUUUGCGGCGAAGGCGGUGCAUGCGGUUGAGCGUUCGAAAAUGCUCAUAUGGGGAAACAGCGCGCGUCUUACGAGACAAGGAUACAUGGGGAUUACCUCGGUACCUGGAUAUUUCUUUUGUGAUCAUCUACUGUGCGUAAUGACUCUCCUCACUAGCCUGGAGUCUGGAGCAUGGGUUGGGCUUUCGGCGUCGGAUAGGAAUUCAUUGGUUGGGGGACGGAUGGACUGGA
Molecule: messenger RNA, 4502 nt
Organism: Mytilinidion resinicola
Lineage: Eukaryota; Fungi; Ascomycota; Dothideomycetes; Mytilinidiales; Mytilinidiaceae
Exons: 5
Coding region: 166-4266 (1366 amino acids)
Source: RefSeq, a predicted model, not a curated record